CUUCAAAUCAAUCAAUGCAAAGAACUAGUCAAUUGAAAUACACACAAUGAAACUGAACACAAAGCUCACGCAAUUAUGCACAAUUUUAUUACUUACAAUAUUCAUGGUAACAAUAGUAUUUGCAUCCAAUGAAUCCUUUCCUUCAUCUCUACCCGGUUGCAAAAACACAUGUGGAGAUGUCAAAAUUCCAUAUCCAUUCGGAAUAUCCAAUUCAUUAAUACCAAAUCAUGGACCUUGUUUUCUAGACCCCUUCUAUAACCUCACUUGUGAAAACGACACAAAAUUAUUGUGGAGCGAUAUACAAGUUUCCAACAUAAGCGUCAUCGAAGGACAACUUGAACUGUUGUUCUUUGUCUCCAGCAAUUGUGGUAAUGGUAACGGAAGUUACAAUCAAUCCUUUUUAGACAUUUUUGAUGGCAGAUUCAGCUUAUCAACCAGAGAAAAUAAGUUUUUAACAGUUGGUUGUAACAGUAUCGGUUUUCUCAGAAGCACUUACGAGAAAGAAACAUUUUACACCGGUUGCUUAACAAUAUGCGACGGUACUCGAAACAGAAUCGAAAACGGAGCAUGUUCGGGUAUUGGUUGUUGUCAAGUUGAUAUUCCACCUAUGAUGAGGAAUAUAACUAUACAAUCUUCUAAUUAUCUCGAUUUAAACGAAUCUUUGGGAUGUAGCAAUUCGUUUGUUGUUAAAAAUGGAUUUUAUAAUUUCUCUGUUUCUGAUUUGGACAAUUUUCCUUCUGAGAAGCUUCCUUUGAUUCUUGACUGGAGUGUUGGAAGUAAACAUUGUAAUGCUUCAAAGAUUGAAGAUGGUUAUGCUUGCAAGAAUAAUAGUGAUUGUUAUGAUGAAGACAUUGAUUUUGGUUAUCGAUGUAAAUGUAAGGACGGUUAUGGAGGAAAUCCGUAUCAUCCAGAUGGCUGCACAGACAUCGAUGAAUGUAAGACGGGGAAUAACACAUGCAUAAGUGAAAAACAUUGUCGCAAUACUGAUGGAUCUCAUGAAUGUUUUUGUCCUGAUGGACAAUCUGGAAAUGGAACGUUGGCAGGAGGUUGUCAUAAACAAGAUGUUAUUACCAAGGUUGCAAUUGGAGCAAGUGCUGGAAUCAUUGUUCUAUUUGUCGCGAUUUCUUCUCUAUACUUGACAUACCAAAAAAGGAAACUCAUCAAACUCAAGCAAAAAUUCUUUCAAAAAAAUGGUGGUUCCAUUUUGGUACAGCAACUAUCUACAAGAGAAGACACUUCUCAAGCAGCACAAAUAUUCACAGAAGAGGAACUUAAGAAAGCCACCAAAAAAUACGACGAAAGCUUAAUCAUCGGUAGAGGAGGUUUUGGUACAGUUUACAAAGGAGUUUUACCUGAUAACAAAAUUGUCGCUGUAAAAAAAUCCAAAAUAAUUGACGCAAAUCAAAUUGAGCAAUUCAUUAAUGAGGUAGUUGUUCUGACCCAAAUAAAUCAUAGGAAUGUUGUCAAACUCCUAGGCUGUUGUCUAGAGACAGAAGUUCCUUCAUUAGUGUACGAAUUUGUUAGCAACGGUACACUUUUCGAUUUCAUACAAAGCACUAAAGAUAAAACAAAUAAUCCAACAUGGAAAACACGUUUAAGGAUAGCAGCGGAGACAGCUGGAGCUUUAUCAUAUCUACAUUCAGCUGCAUCAAUUCCAAUUAUCCACAGAGAUGUUAAGAGUACCAACAUUCUCUUGGAUGACAAUUACACCGCAAAAGUUUCUGACUUUGGAGCUUCCAGAUUGGUUCCACUUGAUCAAACAGAGAUAGCAACAAUGGUGCAAGGAACACUUGGAUACUUAGAUCCCGAGUAUAUGCAAACACAUCAACUAACCGAGAAAAGUGAUGUUUAUAGCUUUGGAGUGGUUCUUGCAGAGCUUCUAACAGGUGACAAACCUCUUUCUUUUAACAGGCAAGAAGAAACCAUUAGUCUUGCUAUGCACUUUUUGUCUUGUUUAAAACAAGAUAAACUUUUUGAUGCUAUUCAAGUUGGAAUUUUGGAUGAUGAAAACAAGAAAGAGAUUAAGGAGGUUGCUAUUCUUGCUGCAAGGUGUUUAAGACUUAGAGGUGAUGAAAGACCUAGUAUGAGGGAAGUAGCUAUGGAGUUGGAUGGUAUAAGGUUAAUGGAGAAGCAUCCUUGGAAUGAUACAGAACAAAACUUUGAAGAGAGUCAACACUUACUUCAUGAGGCAUCUUGUAGUAUCUACAAUGAAACUGGUGAUAGCUACAACCCUGGAUAUAGUGGGUAUGAUAGCUUGAAAGAUCAACCAUUGAUUGUCUUGGAUAGUGGAAGAUGAUUGUGAUGUAUAUGUAUGUAUGUAUGUAUGCACUCUUUUUAUUUUAUUUUUUUCAAUUGAUUUUGAAAGGUGAUGUAGGAGGGUUUCCAUGGUACUUUUAUUUUAGCCCGUUUUUAAUAAUUUAUGUUUUAUUUUUUAUUUUGGAUUUUCGGCAAAUUAGGAUUUUGUUAUUUCACUAGUAUUUAAGCUUAACAUUUGUAGCCUAAGAGGCAAACUUUUAUUCUUUCAAUAAUAUUUUAGAGAGUUUUUUCAA
This is a messenger RNA of Medicago truncatula (barrel medic), 2549 nucleotides long. RefSeq names its product putative wall-associated receptor kinase-like 16. The coding region runs from base 47 to 2296 and encodes 749 amino acids. The transcript is spliced from 3 exons. Gene Ontology annotation, cellular component: plasma membrane. NCBI's taxonomy places the organism in Eukaryota, Viridiplantae, Streptophyta, Magnoliopsida, Fabales, Fabaceae. Gene Ontology annotation, biological process: cell surface receptor signaling pathway; protein phosphorylation. Gene Ontology annotation, molecular function: calcium ion binding; protein serine/threonine kinase activity; ATP binding. The record is from RefSeq and is a predicted model, not a curated record.